This is a messenger RNA of Amblyraja radiata (thorny skate), 8618 nucleotides long. Its product is annotated as folliculin-interacting protein 2. The transcript has 17 exons. The coding region runs from base 1363 to 4626 and encodes 1087 amino acids. Gene Ontology annotation, cellular component: cytoplasm. Gene Ontology annotation, molecular function: ATPase inhibitor activity; protein-folding chaperone binding. Lineage: Eukaryota; Metazoa; Chordata; Chondrichthyes; Rajiformes; Rajidae. The record is from RefSeq and is a predicted model, not a curated record.
UAUAUCAUCUGCAAACUGUGGAUAUAUUUUAGCUUUAUAUGUAUAUUAGAUGUUGUAUACCUUGUACAAUAAUGGAAACUCUUGCAGUUUGAUUAUUACUUGCCAGUUUACUCAUUCCAUUCUCUUCCUCCUUUGAGGUUCUUCGCCCUCAACAGCUGGUUUCAGAAAAUUUCCCAUUCCUCUGGUCUACCAAUAGUUUUUGGCACUUUGCUCUAGUUUUUGGUCCUUGAUUUCCUUUUGUUAAUCAUGGACUAUUCAUCUUUAUCAUUGAGUCUCUCUUUCUGAUUGGGUUAAAUUUCCCAUGAGCACAUUGAAGUUGUUGCUAAAAUAAUUGCUAUUCAUUUAUUAAUGCCUCUAUUCAUUUAUUAACUGUUAAUUUAUUUUUACCAGUCAUUUCUUCCUUCAUACCUUUGUACUUUCCCUUAUUUGAGUUGAGGGCACUGGUUUUGAGGAACCAAGGCGUUAGUUCUCCUCUCUGGAUCAGAGCUGGGAACUGAACAUCCAAGCACACACGUCCUAUUGAAAAGACAGGCAUGUGGGCAGAGGUGGUGGGGUGGCUCUGUUGGUGAGGAAUGAAAUCUGAUCCUUAACAAGAAACUACAUAUGAACAGAAUAUGUAGAAUCCUUGGGGGUAGAGUUUGGAAAAACUGCGAGGGUAAAAAGAUCCUGAUGGAAGUAAUUAUUAAGCCUUCAAAUAGUAGCCAGGAGGUAGGAUACAAAUUAUGUCAGGUGAUCAAAAAGGCAUGUAAGAAAGGCAAUGUUAGUGUGGUCAUGGGGAAUUUCAAGAUGCUGAUAGACUGGGAGAAUCAGAUCGGUACUGGGUCCCAAGAGAAGAAAUUUGUAGAAUGCCAAUGAGAUUGCUUUUUAGAGCAGCUUGUGGUCGAGUCCACAGUGGGGGGAAAGCAGUUCUGGAUUUGUUGUUGUGUAAUGAACCAGAUUUGAUUAGGGAGCUUAAGGUGAAGGAACCCCAUGGCAUUGAUCAUACGUGAUAGAAUUCAACCUGCAGUUUGAGAGGGAAAAGCCGAAAACAGAUGCAUUAAUAUUACUGUUGAACAAAGAUAACAACAGAGGCAUGAGGAAGGAGCUGGCUAUAGCUCAUUAGACGGGAACCCUAGCGGGAAUGGAACAUCAAUGACAGGAGUUUCUGGGAGCAAUUCAGAAGAUGAAAAAACUUUUCAUCUCCAAGAGGAAGAAACAUACUAAGGUGAGAAGGAGUGACCAUGGCUGACAAAAGAAGUCAAAGAUAGCAUAACAAGAAGGCAUAAAAUAUGGCAAAGAUUGGUGGGAAGCUAGAGGAUUGGGAAGCGUUUAAAAACCAACAGAAGGCAACUGAAAAAGCAAUACGAGGAAAAAAGGUGAAAUAUGAAGAAAACUUCCGAUGAUCCAUCCAAAUUGCAACAAAAAUGUUGCCCUACAAACAGCAGUGGCAACUGCACCCAGCAUUCAUCAUCCAAUGCCUCAAACACAAAGGAGCACAUGCCUAGGUAUCAGUAUUCGCGACCUGCAUCUGAUGUCAAUAUGCUUGGAGAAAUGAUGUUUGGCUCUGUUGCAAUGAGUUACAAAGGCUCUACACUGAAAAUACAUCACAUACGAUCUCCCCCUCAGCUGAUGAUCAGUAAGGUUUUCUCUGCUAGGAUGGGCUCUGCUGGAGGAAGUUCAAACAUGCUACAUGACAGCUUUGAAUGUAUCAACCAGGAAAGCACUGCUGGAAAUCCUUGUCCUGGUCAGAAUGGUGGCAGCAAUUUCCAUGCUUGCAAUAAUCUGGGUCGUUUGGUGGUUUGUGGCAGCAAACUGUUACUGUGUCCCGCAGAUCAGGGGGCCCUCCGUCUCAUCCGAAGCGCUUCUUUCUUUGCAGCUCACAGUACACCAGUUGAUAUGCCAAGCCGAGGUCCAAAUGAAGAUGGAGACAGUGGCAUAGCACGGUCAGCUUCCCUGAGCAGUCUCUUAAUUACACCAUUCCCUUCUCCAAACUCUUCAUUUUCCAGUAAUCGUGCCAGUAGUUUUCAGCGCCGCUGGCUGCGCAGUCAGACCACCAGCCUUGAAAAUGGCAUUCUUCCCAGAUGGUCGGCUGAGGAGACAUUUAUGAUGGCAGAUGAGAGCUACACUUCCAACCCACAGAUGGUCCGGCGCAAGAAGAUUGCAGUCAGUGUCGUUUUCUCUUUGCCCGAGAAGGAAGAGGAGAACAGAACUUUUCAGGAGUUCUUUUUCUCCCAUUUCCCCCUCUUUGAGGCUCACCUCAACAAGCUGAAGAGUGCAAUUGAGAAGGCAAUGAUUUCCUCCAGAAAGAUUGUAGAAUCUACCCAGAGAGUACAAGCUUACAUCAGCCGGGUCAUGGAGGGAUUGGGAGAAUUCAGGACCACAAUAUACAAUCUUUACUCUGCCCCAAGGAUUGCUGAGCCUGCAUGGCUUACCAUGAUGUUUAAUGCAUCAGAUGAGAAAACAUUAUGCCAUCGCUUUGUCAGAGACUUCACCUUGCUGAUCGAACAAUUAUCUAAGAAUCAGUUCCUUUCUGCUUUGCUAACGGCUGUGCUCACGUAUCACCUGGCCUGGGUACCCACAGUUAUGCCAAAUGACCAUCCACCUAGAAAGACCUUUUGUGAGAAACAUGCAUCACAGAACGUAGAUUCAUUGGGUAAAUCGCAUCCAUAUAAUCCUCUCUGGGCACAGCUUGGUGAUUUGUACGGAGCAAUUGGCUCACCUGUAAGGCUCACCAGGACUGUGGUGGUUGGGAAGCGUAAAGAACUAGUUCAACGAUUACUUUAUGUCCUCAGUUACUUCAUACGGUGCUCGGAUCUUCAGGAAAAUGAGAUGCAGUGGGAAGGUAAGCUUCAAGAAACUGAGAAUGUCCAAUCAGGAACUAAGAUCAGCACAGUACUCGAGAAAGGAGAAGUGGAAGAAUCUGAAUACAUCGUGGUCACUGUCCAUAAGGAUGACCCUGGUUUCAACACUUCCAUUCAAUCUAUGACAAAUACGGGGAAAAGAAGCACCACAAUGAAAGGCAAGCACAUUAGUGUAGAUUUAGCACUCAAAGCUAGCAACUGUGAAAGUGCUCAAUUUGACACUCGUGAUGGGCGGGCCUCUGGAGAGUGCUGGCAAAUUCCUUCUACUGUGAAUGAACCCAAAUUUGUCGGUGCUGACAGUUUAAGAGAGGUCACGGUACCUGUUCAGGAAAUGAAGGCACACUCUUCCUUGACUGUGAAAGGUGCCACUGUGUGUCAAGCUGAGAUGCACACGUUUGGAAAUGAACCAGUUGGGUUGGCUGAAAGCUCUUCUGAUUUUGGGGCAUCUGCUGCAGUUAAGUUGGUUCCAAUGAAGAAGCCUCUAGGCUCCACUUCUAGUGUGGGCAUAAAUUGUCCAGAAAGACCCCAUCACAGGAGUCCACACCUCCAAAGCAGAGUGAUGUUUCAGAUUGGCUGCUCGUUUUCACCUGAUUCAGAUAUUGAAUCAAGAAGAAAACUAAUGGAACAAAAUCUAGAACGUCGAGGUGCAGAAAACAACAAUGAUGCUCAAACGUCAAACGAUGUUGCCUUCUCAGGAACUGAUGCACUACAUCAGCCUGUUAUGGACCAGCUCGAAGAAGCUAAAGUCAUAGAAAGGGUGAAGGCAAAGGAACAGCAUUGUGCUUUAAGAAUCCCUUCUCAUGAAAAGAGUACCAAUGUCUUGAAAUGUGGUCGUGAGGACAAAGGCAUUGAGAGAAAUUCAUUGGGAGAAAUACCCACCCAGGUUACUUGCAUUCACCAUGAAGAGGCUGAAUCAAAUGAACAAAAUAACACGGAGAUUGCUGAAGCAAUGAGGACUUGUCAGAACAUUGAAACCGUGUCUUCUGUUACCAUUAACGCUAGUUCUGGUGAUCAGGACUGUCCAGUCACUUUUGACAUCCCCCAUGGGGAAAAUAAGUCUUCUGGGAAGAAAGAUACUCUCCGGAUAGAUGCUGACAUUCCCAGAAAUGAAAGUGCUGACAGUGCUCUUGGAGAGAGUGACGAUGAAGACAUAUCCCACGAUUCAUCUAAACAAGGAUUUGAAUAUUGUAAUGAGAGACAAACUGGGAUGGCAGAGGUUGAACUUCCAUUACCAAGCAUCAAAAUGAACAGCAAGCCAAGCCUCCAUAAUUUUGGAAGAUCCUUGUUUGGUGACUACUGUUCACAGUAUGUCCCAGAUUUUGUCUUGCAUGGAAUUAGUUCAGAUGAAAAUCUGAAGCAUUGUUUAAUGGCAGAUUUGAUUCGUGCUGUGCAGCAUCCUGUUUUAGACGAACCUGUUGCAGAAGCUAUCUGCAUUAUUGCAGACACAGACAAAUUGUCAGUCCAGGUGGCUACAAGCCAAAGAAAGGCGAUGGACAAUAAACUAGGCAAAGAGGUACUGGUCUCUAACUUUGUGUCCGGCCUGCUCCAGUCCAUUCUUCAACUCUAUAAACUACAGCUAUCACCUGAUUUUUGUGUGAUCCAUCUUGAGGAUCGACUUCAAGAGCUGUAUUUUACAAGUAAGAUGCUGUCUGAGUACCUCAAAGGCCACACUAGAGUCCACAUAAAAGAACUGGGAGUGGUGCUGGGAAUUGAAUCAAAUGAUUUGCCUCUGUUGGCUGCUAUAGCAAGUACUCAUUCUCCAUAUGUUGCCCAGAUACUCCUAUAAGCUAAACCCUCUGGAGGGUAAACUGUGAACCUUGGAUGGCAUCAAGUUGGAAAAUGUUGUUAAUGCUUAUCUACAACUCUCAAUCAGAGCGAUGACAAGAUCAUUGAUGAAGAGUGCAUUCAUUCAACAGUGAAAAUGUUCCAUCACUUUUCAGGCAUUUUCUGAGAUAGGUGAUGGUCUAUCAGUGAGGAAUUUUCAUGGCUAAUGCUUAGGGUUAUCUUUACUAGUCAAAUUCUAAAAGCUGUUGCAAGUAAGGCAUGUUUUCAAACAAAACGAAUCAUCCAAAAAACAUGCCAUCUUGAAUGCUUGCUUUUAUUGUGUUUUAUUGUGACUUUUGAAUCAUUUCAGCAGUUGCCUUAAUUGGUGCAUAACAGUGUUAGAAAAUCUAUCUACAUAGCAUUCCUGUUCAGAAAUACAAACAAUUGCAUCUAUUGAUUUGAUGUUUCUGAAUUACUAGGAUACUACAUUGUCCUGCAAGAAAAACUGCAAAAAGUAGGGCUAUAGCAAUUGUCCAUUUUUCUUGUACAAGUGGUUUGACAAGCUUUUGUUUUAUUUGUGCUCCUGUUUAAAGGGACAAAGAAGGCAGAUUGUUUUAAAUUUUUUAGGGAUUAUCUUUAAAUGAGUGUUGUUUACAAUUAGUUAGAAUUUUUUGUUUGUUGACAUUGUACGAAUUGAGCAGCAUCUGAAAUUCAGCUUCAUACUGAAAAAAAUCACUGACCCUUUUCAAUGGAAUAAAUUUUAUUUCCGAGUCCACUCUGACUUCAGUAGAGGAGUCAGAUGUUGAAUGGUGCCAACAUAACAAUUGGAGUGUGGGAAGGGGAAAGGGUUCUUGCGCAUUCUCCUUAUGCAAUACGGACUGAGCUAGUGAGAAUUAUAUUGAAGCUUCUUCUGAUAUAAAUGCAUUUUACGAAACUGCUGGGUACACAUAAGACAACAUUGUUACUCUGUUAAAACAGGAUACUGAGCUCCCAGGCGCAUCUAAUUUGAGAAAUAAUGUUCGGAGGACUUUUGAGAUGAUCUUCCCACCAUUUCAUUUAUUGCAAAGGACCAGCCAAAUGCAAAAAUAUCCAUGUUUUACAAAUAUUAACUUUUUGUUCAUUAUUGUCGAGAGAUUUUUUCACAAAAAGCAGUUCAGGACAUGAAGGAAAAUGUGUUUCUGCUCGAAAUUACAAUUUGAUUGCCUCGGGGAAUUAUAUUGUUCUCCCAGCGUGCAACGUCCUUUAUAUUUUGUGUGAGAAGGCAAAGUAUUGAAUGCAAAACUUCUAAUUUAGUUAUGUCUGUAGGUUGGAUUCUGUUUUGAAUAAGCAGACUUUUAAUCAUUUUUAUUUUAGAAUUAAGUGGGAAGAAUACAAUCAAACUUUGAUGCAGAAAUUGGUGAUGCUUUCGUUUACUGUUCACUUAAUCUCAAGAAUUACAAAAUGGAUAGUUUUUUUUUGUAUUGUAAAAAAAACUGGAGCUUUUUGGUGAAUUCUUGGAAACUGUAAAUGUAGCUUGUUUGAAGUUUACAUGUUUGAUCUUGGACUGUUGGACAAGUCAUCUUGCCUUGACAGCCUAUUGCUAGAAUGUAAAAGUGCCUGAAACUUUAUAAUGGUAUUUCUAAAAAAGAAAGGCAUGAAAAUCUGAACACACUCACACUACUAUUUGAACAACGCAGCAUUUAACUUUUCUUGCCACCAAUGCUUGUAUGUUAUCAAUGAGGAGGAUUGCAUAUCAGAAAUUUUGCAAUCGAGUAAUGUGUUUGAACCAGACUGUAUUUGUAAUUUUGUUACAUGUCCAACGGACGCAUUACUGCUCUCUUGAAAACUCAUUAUAGCUGCAAUGGAAAGUAAAGUUCAUGGAGUCAUGCCGUCCCAAAAUAGAGAACACUGACAAAGCCUGGAUGAGGUUUCAGCUACUUGACACAAAGAUUAAUAUUCGGAUUUGGCCGCCUAAGCUGGGUGAUCAGUAACCACACAUUUUGAUUCCUUAGCGGCAGAACGCUUGAGAUGAAAAGGAUUUUAUUCUCUCUGUGUCAUGCAUCUAAAUCUUGAUUCUGAAUCAUUUUAAUGCCCCAAUGCAUUCUGUUUUGAAUAUCAACACAGUUUAUUCUCUCGCCUAAUAUAGAGGUUAAAUUGAUCCACCUUUUCGAGAGUGGCACCUCACAGAGAUUUUGCGUGUUAAGGCAUCUUUAAAUAAUUUUUAAAAAUCUCCAUUUUUGCCAUUGAAUAGUUGGCCUUUUUAAUGAAGAAACAAUAUCUUACAUCCUUACUGAAUGCUAAACAGUGCAUUAAAAUAAACCUCCAGCAAAUGCUGGAAAUAUUCAGCAUAUCAGGUCACAUUUGUGCAAAGGGUAUAUAUUUCAGGUUCCUCAUCCUUCUUCAGUACUGGGCAAGAGGGAGAAUGUCCUUGGAACAUGUGGGAUAUGCCAUUACUUCUGUACCAUUAACCAUGGCUACUAACUUGAGCUGUAGCUGACCUGAUUCCUAAAGUAUUUUGAUUUGCUGUAUAAAUUUACAAACCUAUUGUAGACUGUGGACAAGCAUGGAAUUUAGUGAGGAGUCUCAGAAUCUUUAACACUAUGCUGACUCUGCGAUGUCUGUCUUGUGGCAUUUAUGGUCUUGAUAUAUUUGUUGGUCCAUCAUUGCCCUCUGAAACACAGCUUUUAGAGCACGUCACAUUUGAAGCUUUCAGCAGAUCAUCUGAAUCAAAUACUGUAAGAAUAAAUGACACUAAAUUUAUUUUAAUACCUUAAUUCUAUUUCUCCAUUAGUUUUUGCCGCUUUAUUGCAUAAAUUCACUUCUUAUUGAAGAAUGUUAACCAAUGGCCAACAUUGAAGUAUUCUGACGUCAUGUAAAUGCAGGUUUAAAUCUCACUCGUUGAUAAUAUUCUCACAGUAUAUAUUUUUUAAUUGUAGUGACAGAUUGCAGGAGUGAAUGUGCAUAAUCAAUGAUUGCACUCGUAUAUAACAUUUUGUCUUGAUUGUCCCUUUAUUGCUACAAUGUAGUUGGUGAAGAAUCUGGUACACUUGUCGUUCAUUCUGUCUAGCUGCAAGUCGAUUCAUGUGAAAAGUGCAUGUGAUCGGGUUUGUUAUUUGCUCUGUAAUCUGCAUUAGGAAGAACUAUAUAUUGGGGAACUUUCAUUAUUUCCUGCUUUAAUUGAUAUCAAUCCCAGUAGGGAAUGCAGUUGUGUUUACGUUUGCAUCUUAAAAAUUAUUGCAGUCCUGCAUCUUCAGCGAAAGUGAAACAAUGCUGCAGUUAGUCUGUACAACUCUGUACUUUGCUAAUUUUCCCUGCGUAAUUAAUUGGCUGGUAUUUAGCACGUUGAGCAAGCUUUUCUAACCUAAAUGUCCGAUAAAUUAAUCUCAAGACAAUUUUUCAAAUAUGGAGAGACUUAAGCCGAAAGAUUUUCAUAAAGCUAUUUUUUUAAAAGAACACUAAGUACAUUUCUAUUUAAAGUGGGGAUUUAAACUGACCGACAUUCUGAGAAAUGUUACUUGUUAAAUCUACCUCAGUUGACUGACAGGAAUCCAAACUUUCUUUGUUUGCAAUGUCUUACCUUUCCAAAUUUGUCUUUGUGUAUUUUUGAAUUUUGCUACGAAUCAAAUUCCUAAAAUGAUAUGUGGCAUAGUAACAUUUUAAUUAUGCUAGGCAUAAUUUUUGGUGUAGCUUUUCUGUUGUGACAUCUUUUUAAAUUUGUGUUGAAUGGAUUUUAGAAAUACUGGUCUGCAUGGAAAAUAAUAGUUGUUGAAUGUGACUUUUGAGUUCGUGGCCGACAGAAGUAUUCCUUAAUUUUUAGCCCAUAUCAAUGUUGAUAUUAAAAUGUUUGAUUCUAACGUUUGUCAGAUUCAUGAAAUCCUAUACAUAUAUAAUUGCAUUUUAUUCUGGAAGUCAAAUGGUGUGAGAAAUAGUGAAUUUACACAACAUUUGGUCAUAGCUAAUGUUGAUGUUUUUACUUCAGUAUUUUGUUAUCGUUUUUAUCUUGGAGUGUCAAAAUGAAUAAAAGCGUUUUUUUUU